AUGCCUGUAGCAAGUAGCCCCCUCCAGAUGGCUACUCACAUACGCAGCGGCACAGUCGGAGUGCCUCACAGAACGGUACGGGACCAAAGAGUCGCCCGAAAGACUAAGGCGGAACGCCCACAUGCCAACGUCAGAACCCCUCGCUCUGUAUGUAGCGAGAUCUGUCCUACCGGAUCUCGGAAAUCACUACAGAAUGGUAACCUCUCGUGUUGCUUCGAAUGUGCUCUUUGUUCAGACGGAGAAAUAUCAAACAUUACAGAUAUGGACAAUUGUGUGAAAUGCCCUGAUGGCCACUGGCCAAAUCUAAAUAAAGAUAUGUGCAUCAGAAACACUAUAGACUUCCUCUCUCUUGAGGAUCCCUUAGGAUCAGCAUUCGCAGCUAUUGCUAUAUUGUUCUCUUUAAUUACUAAUAUAGUCUUUCUGGUGUUUGUGAGAAACAGAACCACUCCAAUAGUGAAAGCCAAUAAUCUUAACCUCAGCUACAUCCUUCUUGUUUCACUGGAGAUGUCCUUCCUGUGCUCUUUAUUUUUCAUUGGUCAUCCAGAAAAUGUUACCUGUAUUAUAAGACAAGCAGCAUUUGGUUUCACCUUCACUGUUGCAAUUGCAUCUGUUCUUGCCAAAACAUUGACAGUUGUAUUAGCCUUUAAUGCAACAAAACCUGGCAACAAGUUAAACAAGUGGAUGGGAUGUAGAAUGUCACUUGGACUGAUUAUUGCAUGUUCUCUUGGGGAACUUGUGAUAGAUGUCACUUGGGUGGUAUAUUCCCCACCAUUCAUGGAAUUUGAAACAAAGACAAUACCUGGAAAAACAAUUGUGCAGUGUAAUGAGGGAUCAAUGUUGGCAUUUUACCUUGUUAUUUCAUACAUUGGCGUGUUAGCCUUAAUAACCCUAAUUGUUGCUUUUAUAGCCAGGAAACUACCAGAUAGCUUCAAUGAGUCUCAGUAUAUUUCCUUUAGUAUGCUUGUAGUCUGCAGUGUCUGGGUCUCAUUUAUCCCAACCUAUUUGAGCACCAAAGGCAAGUACAUGGUGGCUAUGGAAAUAUUUACAAUCCUGGCUUCCACAGGAGGCUUAUUGGGCUGCAUAUAUUUUCCAAAAUACUACAUUAUAAUAUUAAAGCCUGAACUUAACUGUCUCAAAAAGUUUAAAUAU
Molecule: messenger RNA, 1149 nt
Organism: Bombina bombina (fire-bellied toad)
Lineage: Eukaryota; Metazoa; Chordata; Amphibia; Anura; Bombinatoridae
Product: vomeronasal type-2 receptor 26-like
Exons: 4
Biological process (GO): G protein-coupled receptor signaling pathway
Cellular component (GO): membrane
Molecular function (GO): G protein-coupled receptor activity
Source: RefSeq, a predicted model, not a curated record